Molecule: messenger RNA, 1957 nt
Organism: Saccostrea echinata
Lineage: Eukaryota; Metazoa; Mollusca; Bivalvia; Ostreida; Ostreidae
Product: steroid 17-alpha-hydroxylase/17,20 lyase-like
Exons: 11
Coding region: 156-1658 (500 amino acids)
Biological process (GO): hormone biosynthetic process; progesterone metabolic process
Molecular function (GO): iron ion binding; steroid 17-alpha-monooxygenase activity; heme binding
Source: RefSeq, a predicted model, not a curated record
UUUAAAAAUUAAAGUACGUUUGAUUCAUUUUGAUGUGAACUAGAACAGGAGCACAUUGAGGAGCAUUAACCUCGCAAUAUUCGUGCACUAUUUCACUCUUUGCAGUGUUUUGCUUAGCUGAGAGGGAAAGAGAAGAAAAACUUCAAUUCAACAUCAUGGCUAUUUUAUCUCUAAAUGUACAAACCAUUUUGGCGGGACUUACCAUUGGUCUUCUGGUGUAUUACGUCAUCAAACGAAUGCGAUAUCGCCUGCCACCAGGUCCCUGGUGCAUACCACUUGUUGGACAUUAUCAAGUCUACAGCUCAGUUGAGAUUCACAAGAAGGCCGCAGAACUAUCUAAGAAAUAUGGUCCAGUCCUACGCCUCUCAUUUGGACCUCAGACGUGGAUUAUACUGAAUAAUAAUGACGUUGUGCUAGAGGCAAUGGUGAAAAAGAAGGCAGAUUUUGCUGGGAGACCAAAAUUUAAUUCAGGUGAAGUAUUUACUGAAGGAGGAAAAGACAUUGCGUUUACAAAUUAUUCACCUACAUGGAAAUUUCACAGGAAAGUAGCAGGCAAAGCUUUAAGGCAUUAUUUACAAGGGGAUCUGCUUGAAAAUAUGAUACAAGACAACACAGAAAAAUUUCUAGCUAAAAUGGCAGAGGAGAAAGAACCAUUUGUUUUCAAAGAAUAUGUUGAUCUGAUGGUUUUCCAUCAACUUUACACUAUCUGUUUCGGAGAAAAGCGACCUGUCGAUGACCCGGAAGUGAAAGCUUUUCUCAAAUUAGAUAACGACCUCCUCGACCUUUUCGGCGCUGGUCUCCUAGAGGAUAUAAUUCCAUAUCUGAAAGAUAUCUGCCCCACAGCUAAAUGGAAGAAAGUCAAUAAAAUGAUCGAAGAAAUUCUUCAAAAGCUUCACACUAAAUUUAAACAACACGUGGAUACCUUCUCACCAGAUAAAAACAGGGACUUUAUCGACAGCUUGCUGAUGGCCAGACAGGAAGCUGAGAAUGAAGGAGACGAAGCAGCGUUGGAGAGGUUGGAUGAUACAUACCUUGUUCAGACCAUAUCAAAUAUAUUUUUUGCUGGAGUUGAUACCACUAGAUUUGCAAUGGACUGGUUUGUAUAUUUCAUGACCAGAUUUCCAGAAAUUCAAAUCAAAUGCCAGGAGGAAAUUGACAGGGUUGUUGGUUCUGGACAUCCAUCAAUGAAGGACCGUAACAACUUGGACUACACAGAGGCUUGCUUGUUUGAAACUUUGAGGCUCGGAAACGUUGCAGGACUUGGUGUCCCUCAUAUGACUAUUUGUGAUACACAAGUUGGAGGAUACGACAUUCCCAAAGGCACCACAGUUGCUAUUAACGUAUGGGCUCUUCAUCUAGACCCAAAAUACUGGAAAGACCCUGAGAAAUUCGAUCCUUAUCGUUACCUUGAUGAAGAAGGCAAAAUGAAGCCAGUAAAACCAGAAAGUUGGCUUCCUUUCUCAGCUGGCCGGCGUGUUUGUCUUGGGGAAACAGUCGCUAAACCGGAACUCCUGCUGAUGUGUGCAAACCUACUGCAGCGAUUUGAUAUUCGCCUCCCAGAUGGCGUGAAGGCCAAUCCAGAGUAUAAUAUGAGAGGAUUUGGUAUAGAACUCCCAUCGGAUUAUAAAAUCGUCGUGAAGGAAAGAAUCAGGAAUUGAAGCUUGGACACCAUGGUACAUGUACAUAUAAAUGAAGAUAUAUCUGUAAAUAUCUGGGGAAAAAAACCCAGAAAAGCUUUAAAUUCAAAUAACUAUUUUUAGCUUGUAAUGAUAGGUAAUGUUUAUAUUCUUCCAUUUAUGCAAUUAUUAUAACCAUUUCAAUAUUUCAAAAAUAUAGAUCUGUUUGUAAUAAGCUCCAUGAGAAUAAAAGAACAAUAUAAUGAAGUCAUAUGAGGACAUAUGGAAGGAAAUGCUGUUUGAUUGUGCACCUGAUUGAAUAGAUAAUGACUGUUUUCUGA